GUGCCAUAUAAUGGCUGUUUAUCAUUUAUAUUUAAAAUGACUGAAAACCGGAGGAGAAUGAGUGCUGACAGCCCUGUCAGCCUACAAAGCUGUUCAGAGAAGGAACAAACUGCUGAACGGUGGAGGCCGAACUUUCACCGGCGCUCUAAACCGUGUACCAACAUCGCCGCAGUGUGUCCGUUACCGAGAAACAGCCAGGCUGAAAUAUGUGAGAAUCGGUUGCAGUCUCCAGCUCUCUCUUCCUCAGCACCCAACCCGUCCAGAGAGGAUUUUUCUCCUAUCAUAUCCAGAUCAAGUCAGAUGAUGGUCUACACCCGACAAUGCCCAUUCUCCUUUGAUGAACGAGACUCCGUGAGAAGAUCUGCACGAGAGAGAAGACUGGAGGAGCUCAGGCAGACUGAGGACGUUCUUUUAGAAUCGGGUUCAAGGUUCAGAGCCAACCCAGUGCGGAAGUACAAGCCACUGGUGCUGAGACAGAGUUCACGGCCACUUACGAUCCCUCAAACCCCUUUCUCACAUCAUGAAAAAUAACAAUGUGAGCUUAAAUUAUUGUUUUAUUUUGUCUUAGUAUAAGAACACUUAAAUAGCUUUGCAAUAAAUGAAAAUUAUGGAGCAUUA
Trichomycterus rosablanca is the source of this 618-nucleotide messenger RNA. It is a transcript of the gene sinup, whose product is annotated as siaz-interacting nuclear protein. The transcript is spliced from 5 exons. Lineage: Eukaryota; Metazoa; Chordata; Actinopteri; Siluriformes; Trichomycteridae. Bases 37 to 531 code for a protein of 164 amino acids. The record is from RefSeq and is a predicted model, not a curated record.